CUGAAAAGUAUGGGAGGCACAAUACCGCCUGCUCCAGCCAAUACCUCCACAGAGGAGACAAGUAAGGGCAAAGCAGAGGAACAGCCAGAGGAGCCAGUUAAAUCACCUGAACCAGAAAGUGAAGAGAGUGACUUAGAAAUUGACAAUGAGGGAGUGAUUGAACCAGACAAUGAUGACCCUCAAGAAAUGGGGGAUGAAAAUGUGGAGGUAACUGAAGAGAUGAUGGAUCAAGCUAAUGAGAAGAAGAUUGAAGCAAUAAAUGCUCUAAGUGAAGGUGAACUUCAGAAGGCUGUCGACUUGUUCACAGAUGCUAUCAAGCUGAAUCCUUGUUUGGCCAUCUUGUAUGCCAAGAGGGCAAGUGUUUUUGUGAAACUACAGAAGCCAAAUGCUGCCAUUAGAGAUUGUGACAGAGCCAUCAAGAUUAAUCCUGACUCGGCACAGACCUAUAAAUGGAGGGGGAAAGCACAUAGACUUCUGGGUCACUGGGAGGAGGCUGCUCAUGAUCUUGCAUUAGCUUGUAAACUGGAUUAUGAUGAAGAUGCUAGCGCCAUGCUGAAGGAGGUGCAACCAAGAGCUCAGAAGAUUGCAGAGCACCGCCGAAAAUAUGAGCGGAAGCGUGAAGAAAAGGAAAUCAAGGAAAGAAUGGAAAGAGUGAAGAAGGCACGGGAGGAGCAUGAGAGAGCGCAAAGGGAGGAAGAAGCAAGACGACAGGCAGGAGGAGCGCAGUUUGGUGGUUUCCCAGGUGGCUUCCCAGGUGGAUUUCCUGGGGCUAUGCCUGGAGGUAUGCCAGGAAUGGCAGGUAUGCCAGGUCUCAAUGAGAUUCUCAGUGAUCCAGAAGUCCUUGCAGCCAUGCAGGAUCCAGAAGUUAUGGUUGCGUUCCAAGAUGUUGCUCAGAACCCAGCAAAUAUGUCCAAGUACCAGAACAAUCCCAAGGUCAUGAAUCUCAUCAGUAAAUUGUCUGCCAAAUUUGGCAGUAAACCAUAAAAUCCUUGGUUCUUAAAAAUCAUAUCUGAAUGGGAAGGAUUGGAUUUGGCUAACCAGUGUUGCAAUAAAACAAACCAUUGUACCUCUGAUCCUCUUAAGAAGAGAAAUGGGGUGUUGUAAGGAGAGCUGCUCUCUAGCCCCAAGUGUUGACUUUAUUCAAUGAUUGGUUUAUAGCACUCAAAUUAUAUUCAGAUGACCUAGUUUCAACCAUCCCUCCUAGUCCAAGAGUUGCAACCUUUUUAUAAGUGUUGCAGGCGGUUUCCUUUGAAUGAACACUCUGGUAAGAAAUUAUAAUAUUCCAGGAGUGUAAGAUAAAAACCUGCUGUUGUGUUGUUUUGAUAUUUUUUUUAAUUACUCAGUGAGCAAAGAGGAAGGAACUUUAACAGUUUAAUCCCCUUAGGACAGAGAAGUUGGCCUAGUCACAAAUAGCAAAGAUGGGACAAGUCUGAAGAAUUAACUGGAUAAAGCAAUUGUCUGCAAAUACCAGUCUUUUUUUUUUUUUUAUGGGUGACUGACUUUAUGUAGCUAUUAAAACUAUCAGUAUAACCAUGCUAGCUAGUUACACACUGGAACUUCUGGCAGUACUGCAAAUAAUGUAAUGUUUUGAUCACCACAAUUGUGCAGCAAAGGUAUGGUCCUAUCCUUUGCACAACCUGGCAUGAAGUACGUAUUGCAGAGGCCACAGAGGUUUUGUUACUUGCUCAAUUCUUGUCCAGCACCUUUACGUAACAUUUUGUUUAUCAGUCUGGGUAUGGGAAAGCAGCUUACUGUCUGUGCUUGUGCUCCUGUCCUUUCCCAGUUGGCAGGUCCUCCACUGGUUGCACUCGCCCUUCCUUGGGGCCGUGCUUACCAGGUUUCAUUUAUUUGGAAUCUUUAGGGAAGGAAUCUUGUUCCCAUCACUACCUCUGUCCCACUGAAUGCAAGCCAUCCAGAACAUGUAAAUGCAGAGUUAUAAAUCAGUGAAGGGGAAAAUACCCAAUGAAAUUGCAGCUCUGGGUUCUGUGUCGGUUUGAGUCCUUACAUGCUUACUGAUUAAAAUUUCUUGGCCAAAGUCCUGCUGUCGCUUUAGAGGUGAUGAUUCUUCCUUCACCACAUACUGUAGUCUUCCAUCUUUUCUUGUAUCCUUUUCUUCAAAAAAAAAAAUCACAACAAAAAACCAC
Molecule: messenger RNA, 2144 nt
Organism: Haliaeetus leucocephalus (bald eagle)
Lineage: Eukaryota; Metazoa; Chordata; Aves; Accipitriformes; Accipitridae
Gene: ST13
Product: suppression of tumorigenicity 13 (colon carcinoma) (Hsp70 interacting protein)
Exons: 11
Coding region: 10-984 (324 amino acids)
Molecular function (GO): Hsp70 protein binding
Source: RefSeq, a predicted model, not a curated record